Molecule: messenger RNA, 1380 nt
Organism: Scatophagus argus
Lineage: Eukaryota; Metazoa; Chordata; Actinopteri; Scatophagidae
Product: calmodulin-like protein 4
Exons: 5
Coding region: 237-698 (153 amino acids)
Cellular component (GO): myosin II complex
Molecular function (GO): calcium ion binding
Source: RefSeq, a predicted model, not a curated record
UUUCCUUCUAUCAUAUAAUGACUGACAGUUGAUCAUUAGUCCUCUGCUUUUAUUGGAGCGGGGAAAGGGAAAGGACAAUGCAGCGCUGUGGAUCUGGUAUCUGUGUUUCCACAGCAACACAUAUUAAAUUACAUAGAGGCUUACAGGCAGUGGACUUUAAACAGAGGUGGAGACACAGGUGACGUUGGCUACGCUAAAUUAUCUCCUUCCUGGAAAGAAACAAACCAGCUUCAAAAAUGGCUAAAUUCUUCACGCCAGUUCAAAUCAAUGAGUUCAAGGAAUGCUUCUCUUUGUAUGACAAAAAGCAAAAGGGCAAGAUCGAUGCCAAAGAUCUGAUCACAGUGAUGCGCUGCCUGGGUACAAGCCCCACGUUCAGUGAAAUUGAAAGACAUCUACAAGUUCACAAAAUCGAAAAGAAAGGUGAGCUGGACUUCUCGACAUUUCUGACCAUGAUGCACAGGCAGAUGCAACAGGAAGACCCCAAGACGGAAAUCCUGCAGGCCUUGAGGAUGACAGACAAACAGAAGAAUGGUUACAUCCAGGCAUCUGAGCUGCGGGCCAAGCUCACCAUGUUAGGAGAGAAACUCACAAACAAAGAAGUGGACGAACUCUUCAAAGAGGCAAACAUCAAAUCAAACGGGAUUGUCAACUACGAAGAGUUUACCCAGAUGGUGACGCUGCCACCCGUUGAUUACUGAGGAGGAAACUUCAAAAGACCAGCCAUGAUGUGGAAAUGACUUAACAUAACUGACACUAAAUGAAACGGUUUGGCAUGUCAUUCUUUGAUUGGAUCAAAUUUUAAAACCCAUAAAAUUCUGUAUGCAUCCUUUCUCAUGCCUGAACCGCCACACAAAUAAAUUAGUUUGAAGAAACCGAAAUUGGUGUGUGGCCUAUUAAGAGUGGGAUUACAGUGGGAUUUAGUUUAGCCAACUGACUGCUUUGAAAAUGUGUUCAGAAUCUUCUACAGCCGUGACAAUAUGUCAUUUCUAUUUAAUAUUCUAUUUCUAUUUUACAUACCAUAACAUUUAAAUUCACUUUUUCCAGGCUGCACUGCUCCCCUGUACCCGUCCUCUCUGCUGACAUCUGUCGCACAGUCACACAAGGGGUAGUCUGUGAAAAUAUUGGAUUUCAAUGCUGGUUAUGUCUCUGACACACGUUAUCUUUCCGGGCAGCCACAGAAAUAUCUUCAAAGAUACAAUCUGUUGCUAGACAGAUAAAAAGAUUAUGUUUUAACUUUGCAUAGGGAGCGCCAUGUUAUCAAAUCAUAAAUUAGCAUAUGGAACAAACACAUAUAACAUAUAGCCAUCAAAUUUAUAUUAAAAACUCCUUUGCAGGGUUGGCAAAAAAAAAAAAAAAAAGUAGAGUUUUGCCAACUUAUUA